AUGGCCACAGAUCAACCAAAGCCAGGAGACUUCGUAAGCCCGCUCAGUAACGAAGAUGAAACCCGUUUGACCAAGAAAAGGAACUUUCCAGACAACGAUUCGGCCAGCAUUGAUGGACCAGAUGCCUCUACGGCUUGUUUUAAGCGUGCUCGAGUAGGCUCUGCCUCUGCUGAUAGCCUCACUGGGAACCCUUUGAGUUUCACAAGGAAGUGUGUACCAGUCAAGAAGGCAGAGGAGAAAACGAGGGUGGAUAAGACUGAUCAUUCGGAUAUCAAGCCUGAUAAUGACAUGACCACUGGCCCCAUUCCGGACAUGAACCAAGCUACAACCACAUUUAGCCAGGGAUAUGAGGCUGGGUUCCAAGCCGCCUACCAAGCAGGAUUUCAAAGCAUGUUUCAAUUAGGUUACGAUCGCAAGGCGCGUAUCAAGCAGCCCAUCAAAUACGACGAGGAGUCUCUGGGCUACCAACUCGUCGAGGAAGAGCCACAGAUGGAAGAGAAGCCGCCCAGGCGUCGCCAUCUUCUAAAUCUCAAGAUCCCCAAGGGCAAGAAUAUUAGCGAACCGUCAUUGGCUAUCCAACGCCUGAACAACUACGUGGAGUUGAGCUUUAAAUCAAAAUGCAGAUACUCAAGUAGAUACUCAGUUCCUCCAGUAUACCCUAUAAUCUACUCUCUGCUACUCUCUGCUACUCUCUGCUACUAUCGCUACUCUCUGCUACUAUCGCUACUCUCUGCUACUAUCGCUACUAUGGCUACUCUCUGCUACUAUGGCUACUAUGGCUAUAUUACUCUAUUUUCUGCUGUGUAUUUUCUUCUCAAUCCUUGUCGAUCUCCAAUUGAUGAUGAAUGCUAG
Molecule: messenger RNA, 852 nt
Organism: Trichoderma virens Gv29-8
Lineage: Eukaryota; Fungi; Ascomycota; Sordariomycetes; Hypocreales; Hypocreaceae
Exons: 2
Coding region: 1-852 (283 amino acids)
Source: RefSeq, a predicted model, not a curated record